AUGAAGCCCGUCGUGGGGGUUAUGCAAGCUUGGUCUUGCAUCGUCGUCUCGGUAUUCGCCAUUGUGAUCCUCUCAGUCAUCGGCGCCCUCUUCAAAGCAAACAAUCAUAGCAUGGUGGGCACAGUCGAGGACCCAGAGAACGGCGCCGCAGUUGCCGCGACUGUCUUUUCUGCCGUCAUAGUAUACGCUUUGUUCAUUGUCGGCUGCGGGUUCCAGGCGUACUUGCACUUCCGCGAUAAUCGAAGAGGGGCGAUUUCCCUAUCAUAA
Messenger RNA from Lachnellula hyalina, 267 nucleotides. RefSeq lists its product as uncharacterized. The transcript is spliced from 3 exons. The record is from RefSeq and is a predicted model, not a curated record. NCBI's taxonomy places the organism in Eukaryota, Fungi, Ascomycota, Leotiomycetes, Helotiales, Lachnaceae. Bases 1 to 267 code for a protein of 88 amino acids.